UUAUCAGAUUGUUGUUGUUCGUGACUGAAAGGCAAGGUGGUCUUUGCCUCACUCUCUCAGUCUCUUAUAUUUUCAAGUAUUUCCAUGUCAUCAGCACAUCGCGGUGUGAACACCUGCUGCUGAGGAUGUCUGUCACCACCAAGAAGAAGCAUGUGGAGCGGGAACUGUACGAAGACUUCAGCCUCCCUCAGGAACACCAGUCCAUUGUCCGGGUCUUGAAACCAUGUGGGAAUAAUCUUCAUCAGGUGACAACACCCGAGGGAGAGGUGUUUCUGGCCUCCAUGCCCCACAAAUUUCGUAAACAUGUGUGGAUCAAGCGCGGCAACUAUGUUGUGACAGAGCCCAUACCAGAGGGAAACAAGGUGCGGGCAGAAAUUGUACGCAUCCUGAUGAAGGACCACAUUCGACACAUCAGGGCAAACAACAUGUGGCCCACAGCCUUCUCAGAACUGUGUGAGGAGGAGAGAGACAAGCUUUGCGUUGCUCCCCAAGACAUCAGAGUCAGCAAAGACAGCUUAAGUGGUUCUGACAAUGAUGACUUGAUGAAAAACCCAAACCGACCCAGAGUGUCAUAUCCUGACUCUGAGAGUGAUUCCAAUAGUGAUGGUGAAGACAGUGAGUGUGAUGGCAGUGAAGACAGUAAGUGUGAUGGAAAUAAAGGCAGCGAAUAUGAUAGCAAUGCAGGUAGUGAUUGUGAGACCAGUGGAGACAGUGACAAAGUUAAAAAAUAAAUUAUGUAAAUAAAAUACACUAAAGAG
Molecule: messenger RNA, 758 nt
Organism: Scylla paramamosain (green mud crab)
Lineage: Eukaryota; Metazoa; Arthropoda; Malacostraca; Decapoda; Portunidae
Product: probable RNA-binding protein EIF1AD
Exons: 3
Coding region: 126-731 (201 amino acids)
Biological process (GO): translational initiation
Cellular component (GO): nucleus
Molecular function (GO): RNA binding; translation initiation factor activity
Source: RefSeq, a predicted model, not a curated record